Rhinichthys klamathensis goyatoka is the source of this 2165-nucleotide messenger RNA. It is a transcript of the gene mier3a, whose product is annotated as mesoderm induction early response 1, family member 3 a. Lineage: Eukaryota; Metazoa; Chordata; Actinopteri; Cypriniformes; Leuciscidae. The coding region runs from base 202 to 1932 and encodes 576 amino acids. The record is from RefSeq and is a predicted model, not a curated record. The transcript is spliced from 15 exons. Gene Ontology annotation, biological process: negative regulation of transcription by RNA polymerase II. Gene Ontology annotation, molecular function: histone deacetylase binding; transcription corepressor activity. Gene Ontology annotation, cellular component: nucleoplasm.
UCAAUCCGGGCUCCGUCGUAAAGCCAGUUUAGAGUCGAAAGGUACCAAGAUGGCGGAGAGGAUGGUUUGGCAGAGAUACGUGCGAUAUUGGCCGUCAAAACGAGUGUUUUAAACGUCGAUCGGCCUCUUUUAGCGUCGAGCGUUCAGAGCGGGCGUCAGAUCUGACUGAGCGGAGCUGCGAGUAGCGUCGAGCGCGCUGCGAUGGCUUCCUUGGGAAGUACAAGCCCAGUUGGCUCUUUGUCAUCGGAAGAUCACGAUUUUGACCCGACGGCAGACAUGCUGGUGCACGAUUAUGAUGAUGAACGUACGUUAGAGGAAGAGGAGAUGAGGGAUGGCGAGUCAAGCGGGAGCUCAGAGAUUGCGGAUCUGGAAAAGGAGGGGAACAUGCCGCUGGAAGAGCUGCUAGCGUUAUACAGAUAUGAAGCGGCAGACAGCGCUGUUGGAGAGUCGAGUGCGGACAGCUCAUCAGUAGAGCUGACCGAUGAGCUGCCUGACAUGACGUUAGAUAAAGAAGAAAUCGCUAAAGAUUUGCUCUCUGGAGACGAUGAAGAAACACAGUCUUCUGCCGAUGACCUCACACCAUCUGUGACGUCACACGAAACCAAUGAUUUCUUCCCCAGAACUCUUCGCUCUAAUGUGGUUUAUGAUGGAGACAAAGAAUCUGAGGGUGAGGAUGAUGGUGUGAACCCUGAAGACUCUCGCAAGGAGAUCAUGGUGGGAUUUGAAUACCAGGCAGAAAUUCCUGCUCUUACCUGUUAUAAUGACCAGGAAAAAGUGUACGCAGAGGAAGAUCAGCUGCUGUGGCAGCCGGACAUGCUGCCCGAGUCUAAAGUCAAAAGCUUCCUGCAGGACGCUCUGAGAGCGGAUGGAAAGAUGGACGGAGAUGGCAAAUGUUCUCUGGUCAAAGACAAUGAGCAGGCCUUAUAUGAGCUUUUGAAGUGUAACUACAACGUCCAGGAAGCGCUGGGAGGGUAUCGCAACAAUGACAAAUCCUUAAAGGAUGAGAUGCUCCCGUGGUCGGAAGAAGAAUGCCGAAAUUUUGAACACGCUCUUCUGUUGUAUGAGAAGAACUUCCACCUCAUUCAGAAACACAAAGUCAACACACGGACGGUGGCAGAGUGUGUUGCGUUUUACUACAUGUGGAAGAAGUCAGAGCGAUUUGACUUUUUCGUCCAGCAAAACCGAUUUGGGAAGAAGAAGUUCAGCAGUUAUCCUGGUGUUACGGAUCUGAUGGACCGGUUGGUGGAUGAGGCCGAGGGUCUGGUGGACGGAUCUGCUUCUGUGUGUUCCAGUAGCAGUGGCCGGAUUGAGCCUCCAACCGAACAACAACUCAACCUUCUCAACUCCAUCACAGCCAGUGACCUCUCCGUUCCUGUCUCUAUGAAGCCCCUCCUUCUGAAAAGCACACUGUGCUCUGAUUGGUCGGCUGGAGCAGUGUGUUGUGAUUGGUCGACCGUUUUGAGUGUGUUUGGGAAAAGUCCCGCCCCUUACCAUAACACGCUGACGAGCACGGUGGCGUCGGUGUGUAACCCCUCAGACGUGAGCUGUCUGGACUCCUACAACUUCUCCCCGCUGGACGGGCUGCACCGCGGGCCCCUGAGUCACGAAGAGCCGCUCAACUACUCCAGCAACGGAGACGGCGACUGCCUCAAUCUGCUGGAGACCGGCUUCUACCACUCGGACCUCGGCCAGAUCAACGUGUGCGGCGAGGACUGCGAUCGGCCCGCGGCCAAACGCCUGAAGAUGGGCCUGUCGGAACCGUUCAUGAACGACGUGUCGGUCGGCAGCAGGAACAUGGCCGUGGACUUCGAGGGCCGCACGCGUCAUAUCACAAGUGCCAAAAUGGCGGUUUCGGUCAGUGACUUUGGCGAGGCCGGCGGCUACAUGGGCGCACACACACUACAUCAGCACACGACGCUGCAGUCGGAGUGAAGGCUCGCAAACCUCACGGGACUUACUGCAAUCAAACAUAGUGUAUAUAGCCGCUUCCUGGGAUAUUCCUCCUCCUAAUUGGUUUAUUUUGAUUCCAGGUUAUAUACGUGUGUAUAUAUAUAUGUACAGAUUUAUUCUUUUUUUUUUUUUUUACUAUGACAUCAGUGAUGUCUAAUUGUACAGACCUAAAUCUUGAUUUCUCAAGAGUUAAUACAGCCAUUUAUUUUCCAGUC